Messenger RNA from Nicotiana attenuata, 903 nucleotides. Its product is annotated as cytochrome P450 76C4-like. The transcript is spliced from 3 exons. The record is from RefSeq and is a predicted model, not a curated record. The coding region runs from base 1 to 903 and encodes 300 amino acids. Lineage: Eukaryota; Viridiplantae; Streptophyta; Magnoliopsida; Solanales; Solanaceae. Gene Ontology annotation, molecular function: oxidoreductase activity, acting on paired donors, with incorporation or reduction of molecular oxygen; heme binding; iron ion binding.
AUGGAGGAAGAUCAUGGGGAGGUUAUGGAGGACUUAUUGGCUGGCGGCACAGACACCUCAGCAACAACAGUUGAAUGGGCUUUUUAUGAACUUCUUAGACAACCUAAGAUUAUGAAGAAAGCACAACAAGAGCUAGACCUUGUCAUUUCACAGGACAGAUGGGUUCAAGAAAAAGAUUACACUCAACUCCCUUACAUUGAGUCAAUCAUCAAGGAAACAUUAAGGCUUCACCCAGUAAGCACCAUGCUUCCACCGCGCAUUGCCUUGGAGGAUUGUCAUGUCGCAGGCUACGACAUACCUAAAGGUACAAUUUUAAUGGUGAACACUUGGAGUAUUGGAAGAAAUUCACAGCAUUGGGAGUCACCAGAAGAAUUCAUUCCGGAGAGGUUUGAAGGGAAGAAUAUAGAUGUCACAGGACAACAUUUUGCGCUCUUGCCAUUUGGUGCGGGCCGGAGAAAGUGCCCAGGAUACAGUCUUGGGAUUCGUAUAAUUAGGGCAACUUUAGCUAACUUGUUGCAUGGAUUCAACUGGAGAUUGCCUAAUGGUAUGAGUCCAGAAGACAUUAGCAUGGAUGAGAUUUAUGGGCUAACUACACACCCCAAAGUCGCACUCGAGGAAGACAGUUCAGAUGAGGACAUUGAUGACGAUGAUGAUGAUGGUGAUGAUGAUGAUGAUGCUGAACAAGCUCUUAUAGCAAUUAAAAAAUCUGAAGAUGAAUCAGAUGAAGAAUCUGAGAUAAGUUUUCUAGACCUAAAGGAUAAAAUUAAAUUUCUUUCUAAAGAUAGACUAUCAGAACUGUUGCUAACUUUAAUUGAUAAAUCUAAGGAUAUAAGUUCAGAAAAAAAAAUAGUUGUCAAAGGAUUGUUCCAUUUUGAAAGCGAAGUGCGAAAACCUGGAACUUAG